UGGAUAUGCUUAAGAAUAUCAUUACUACUUAUUCUUUCAAAAUUUAUUUAAAUUGUCAGUAAUCAUUACAAUUUUUACAGGUAUCGUAUAUAUAAUGGAGGAUAUAGAAUGCAAUAAAAAGUUCAAAACUACUCCAUCAUCUGAAGAAAUUAAACAAGUCAUUCAAAAUACGAAAACACCUUUAGUCUUCAAAAAUACUCUAUCUUGGGACUUGUUACAUUGGUCUCUAGAGGACUGGGUUGAGAAAUUGGGAAAUCCUAAGCUGAAUUUCAGAAUAGGGACAAAAAAAUGUACAAAGGUGCCACAGUGGGAAAGCAACUGUCCAGUUGUGUCAGGGACACUCAAUGAACUAUUGGACGAUGCUAACGCAUCAAGUGACACCUGGAUGUACUUUGACUAUAAACAUAUGAAUCAACAUUUUAAAACCAAAACUAAUCUUUUAGAGACUGUGUCUUGGGCAGAUUUUGGAUUUCCUGAUAAAAGUGGAAAUGAUUCAACAAUCUGGAUCGGGACCGAAGGCGCCAACACUCCCUGUCACAUGGACUCCUAUGGUUACAACAUUGUCGCACAAGUUUAUGGCAGGAAACUUUGGGUGAUGUUCCCUCCCUGUAAAACAUCACUACUGAAGCCUACCCGAGUACCUUAUGAAGAGUCCAGUGUUUACAGCAAAAUCAAUUUUACCUGCGGGCUUUCUGAUCUGCAAAGUGUAGGAGAAGCACACGUGGUUGAAUUGUCUCCGGGAGAUGUGCUGGUGGUACCCAGCCACUGGUGGCACUACGUGGAGAACCUCACCACCGCCAUCAGCAUCAAUAUGUGGGUACCUUUGGAAACUGAUCAUACAAGUCGUCUACAAGAGGCUCUAGUACGAUUCUUUGUGUCUUCAACACUCAGAACUUUCUGCAUGAAGCCAGAAACACCUUUGUUGAACCCUAAUGAGGCAGACUUACUAGAUCAGCCAAUAGAUCUGCAACAAUUAUCAUGGUGUGUGGAUCAAGUGGUUGCUCACAAAGUGUCAACCAGAGAAGACAAUUCUGUUCCCACCACAAGUUACCCUGGUUAUGUGUCAACCGUCUCAACCAUGUCAGCAGUAGAUCUCCAGCGGUUAUUGUUGUCCAAAUGCGGUUGUAUCAGUGAUUGUACCGCCAACUCAUCCCCCUCCGAGUCCCCUCCUUUAUCAGUGGAACAUGUAAUCGAUGCUUUCUGUCAUCCAGAUAUCAUUGCCAAAGUUGCUGAGACAUUAUUAUCAAUAAGCAAGAAGUGAUAUGAUUUGAUAACAAUAGUAUUUUUGUAAAAUCAUAAUUUUGCUAUAACAUAAUAAAUUCUUUCAUAAUA
This is a messenger RNA of Homalodisca vitripennis (glassy-winged sharpshooter), 1332 nucleotides long. It is a transcript of the gene HSPBAP1, whose product is annotated as HSPB1-associated protein 1. Lineage: Eukaryota; Metazoa; Arthropoda; Insecta; Hemiptera; Cicadellidae. The transcript is spliced from 7 exons. The record is from RefSeq and is a predicted model, not a curated record. The coding region runs from base 95 to 1261 and encodes 388 amino acids. Gene Ontology annotation, molecular function: 2-oxoglutarate-dependent dioxygenase activity.